This is a messenger RNA of Hypomesus transpacificus, 4918 nucleotides long. It is a transcript of the gene phaf1, whose product is annotated as phagosome assembly factor 1. The transcript is spliced from 16 exons. Gene Ontology annotation, biological process: Golgi to plasma membrane protein transport. The coding region runs from base 1414 to 2691 and encodes 425 amino acids. The record is from RefSeq and is a predicted model, not a curated record. Lineage: Eukaryota; Metazoa; Chordata; Actinopteri; Osmeriformes; Osmeridae. Gene Ontology annotation, cellular component: dendrite; trans-Golgi network; synaptic vesicle membrane.
CUGUUUGCUCACCCACUGGUAUGCGAGACCUUGUACAGUUAACUUUUUUCACUUUCCCCUUCCAGCUUAAAAACUACUGCAACACAAUGACUAUGACCUUUCAAUUUGCAACCACUUGACAAACAACUUAUCAUAUAUAGAAUUGCGCUAUAAAAAUAGAUUUAAGUGACUACAUUGUUGAAGAGAGAGGAACGCCUACCGCGCAGUAAAGAACGCCUAUCCUGACGGAACACCUCCGCUUCAGUCCACACGGUCCAGUCUGCGCCGCACAGGAAGUACAAUUAUCAGCUGAUGCUGGUUGUUUUGAUGGAAGUUGCCGUUGUUUGCUCAGUGAGUGUCCAAGCUAGUCCUUUAUCUUCAAAUGAUACUGAAGACACUUAAAACUAAGAGGAAUUCAGUCGACAUUGUCUUAAUAGUGAGGCUAUAAAUAUUAGCUAACUGUUACAUUAUAUUAUAUCUUUGCUAGCAAGGUAGCUUGAAAGCUCGGGAAGAAAGAAAAACACCAACGUCAACGACACAGACCUAGCCUGCCAACGUAGCGUAGCUAGUAACUGGCGUUAACUAACGGGCCUUGGAAGUACUUUGUUUAUCAUGCAGUGACGACUUGCCAAGUAUAGGAUUAUUCUUCAUUUUGAAGAGAUGUUUAAUUCAUUCAAAUUGUGCUUGAAUGUUCAUGUCACUAUCUGCUAACGUUACUGGAAAGGCUUCCAUACAGACGGUAUUCAUAGCUAGCUACAGGUCACAGACAAUAAGUGUUGUCAGAAGAGAAGGUUUGUGUUUGUUAUUGACCUAAAAAAGUACGUGAGCUGGCUAACAUAAAUAUUAGACUGUCAGUUGCUUGUCAGUCUUAGUGGCUAAUCAGAGCAGUUGCAGGUUGUUGAAGCCGGAGUCUGGUGAUGUCAAGUUGUGGGAUUUUUUAAAUAUAGUUAAGAAGCCAGCAACAAAUGUGUCCAGCCAUUGUAUUUGUUCAUUUGACUGAUGUCUAAUACCCUGUAGCUAACUCUGUCACGUUGAAUGGGACAUAUAGCUAGAUAUUCCCUUUGUGUUUCAAGUUCGUGACGCAAUCCUUUUAUUAGCAGACCAGCUUAGCUUGCUAGCAAAGUUGGCUAUGUCAGUAAAGAUCACUUGUCCAUGAGCAUGGUGACAUUAACUGUAAUGGGUUAAGUAAGCUGUUGUGUGGAAAUCACGUUUACACUGGUUGUGCAGUUCAGGGCGUUUGGUGAAUCUGUGGUGUUUUAUGUCCGUAAACUAGUAUUCUGUACUGUGACAUCAACUUGAUGUUGUUUAGAGGCCGUGAAGUUGGUACUGAGAUAUAAGUGGAGACUGUAGUCAGGAUAGGAGAGAGAGAGAGAGAGAGGUGCAGCCGUGGCCCAGACAGAGACGCGCGGUGUCCGUCACUCUCCUUCCUCGCCAAUGCUGGAUCUGGAAGUGGUUCCUGAGAGAUCUCUUGGAAAUGAACAAUGGGAAUUCGCAUUAGGGAUGCCAUUGGCCCAAGCCAUCUCCAUUCUUCAGAAGCACUGCCGCAUCAUCAAGAACGUUCAGGUGCUCUACAGUGAACAGACCCCACUCUGUCAUGACCUCAUCCUCAACCUCACUCAGGAUGGCAUCAAACUGCUGUUUGACGCCUGCAACCAGAGGCUGAAGGUGAUCGAAGUUUACGACCUCAGCAAGGUGAAAUUGAAAUACUGUGGAGUCCACUUCAACUCUCAGGCCAUAGCCCCCACCAUAGAGCAGAUAGACCAGUCCUUUGGAGCCACACACCCUGGAGUGUACAAUGCCGCCGAGCAGCUCUUUCACUUGAACUUCAGAGGAUUGUCCUUUUCCUUCCAACUGGACUCGUGGAACGAAGCUCCCAAAUACGAGCCUAACUUUGCCCUCGGCUUGGCCUCCCUGCAGAUACCCCAUGGUGCCACCGUCAAGAGAAUGCACAUCUACACUGGCAACAACCUGCAGGACACCAGGGCUCCAGUGAUGCCUCUGGCCUGUUUCUUUGGAAACGUGUACGCAGAGUGUGUGGAUGUGCUGAGAGAUGGGGCGGGCCCUCUCGGUCUGAGACUCCGCCUCCUCACCGCAGGCGGUGGCCCUGGGGUGAUGGCAGAUGCCAAAGUGCGGGCCAUGGAGAGGAGCAUCUACUUUGGAGAUUCCUGCCAGGAUGUCCUCAGUGCCCUGGGCUCUCCUCACAAAGUCUUCUACAAGUCUGAAGACAAGAUGAAGAUUCACUCCCCCUCCCCCCACAAGCAGGUUCCGUCCAAAUGCAACGACUAUUUCUUCAACUACUUUACCCUGGGAGUGGAUAUCCUGUUCGACUCCACCACUCAGCUGGUGAAGAAGUUUGUCCUCCACACCAACUUUCCCGGUCACUACAACUUCAACAUAUAUCAUCGAUGUGACUUCAAGAUUCCACUGAUAAUCAAAAAAGAAGGAGCUGAUUCUCAAGGGGAGGACUGCAUCCUCACUACUUACAGCAAGUGGGAUCAGAUUCAGGAGCUGCUAGGACACCCAGUGGAGAAACCUGUCGUCCUCCACCGGUCCUCAUCAGCUAACAACACCAACCCGUUCGGCUCCACCUUCUGCUUCGGCCUGCAGAGGAUGAUCUUUGAGGUGAUGCAGAACAACCACAUAGCGUCAGUGACGCUGUAUGGAGCCCCUCGAACUAGCAGCCUGCCACGAGCCGACACUAGUGUCCACUGAUAACCACCACUGCCAACCCAGCUGGACCCAACAGCACCACAUCAACCAGAACCACAUCCACCUGACCCAACUGGACCCAAACAGCACCACAUCAACCAGAACCACAUCCACCUGACCCAACUGGACCCAAACAGCAACACAUCCACCUGACCCAACUGGACCCAAACAGAACCACAUCCACCUGACCCAACUGGACCCAAACAGCACCACAUCAACCAGAACCACAUCCACCUGACCCAACUGGACCCAAACAGCAACACAUCCACCUGACCCAACUGGACCCAAACAGAACCACAUCCACCUGACCCAACUGGACCCAAACAGCACCACAUCAACCCAACUGGAGCCUCCAGGACUAGGGCCUUCAGAACCCCCACCUGACCCCCUUCCUCCAGCCCUGAUCAUCUCCAUCAGCAGAACUUGUUAGUUCACAUGUUGGCAGUGUUUCAUCCAUGAACAUUUGUAUGCCUAGUGCACGCAUGCACGCACACGCAGGCGCACACACACACACACACACAAACCUACAUUUGCUUACACUCAUGAAAACCUGCAUGCACAUCGCUGUUUUUAAACUGACUUUAACUUGACAUUUUACAGACUUUUAUUACAUAAAAGACACACACUCUCAUACUGCUACAUUAAUCCUGAGAUUCCAAUCCUUUCACCACAUGUUCAUGUUACACACACACACACACACACAUCAUGGAGAUGAGCUGAUCCAUCUGAUUCAUCUUCUGUACCAACACACAACACAAUAGACCAGUCUGCAGACACACAGCCACGCAUGUAGCCUGACUCACAGGAUCGCAUGACCAGAGGUUCUUUUCCUUAGCGUGUGGAAGCACAUACUGGCUUGUAUGUCUCUGUAUGUAUUGCAUGCUGCGAGGGCUGGGUUUUGGCAUAUUCACCAUGAACACACACACUUAAAACACGUCCAGGUUCAGACACCUAUGCCAUGACCAAGUCCACAGCACAAGCCAGCUCCUGGCAUGUAUGAGUCAUGCUUUUUUUUCAUUUUCGUUUUUUUUUUUUUUUUCAGGCAAGAUAGAAACAUUGGUUUAACCAUUUGCACUAAAACUACUUGACCAUUGUCUCCCUUCGUCUGAGGUUGUGUUCAGGCUCUGAUAUGACAAAGGAUUGAAGGGAGAGCCGACAGCACUGUGUGUGUUUGUGUUUGUGUGUGUGUGUCUACGUCUUCCAUCUUCUCUCAUCACUUGUAAAGCCCUGUUUCCAAACCACCCCUUUCUCAACCUGUCUCUCAACCCGGCCGUCUAUCUGCCUCUAGAUAUGUCUGUACGCCGGCAGGCGUCCAUCGGCGACAAUCUGGUACUGUCGCUCGGGCCCUCGCCGUUCUCACGCUUCAUCCUUUCGGUUUCGUUGCAUUGCCAAACAUUUAGCCAAAGACGUUUAUUCCCACUGGUGGUUCCUUUCCUCCAGACUGCUUUUAGUUUGUCGUCUCAGCUCAACCUCCCCUCCACGGGGAAGGUUAAAGACAUUACCUGCCUAUCCGAAAGAUCCUCACCUGUACUAGGUCACCUUUUCGAGACGUGAUUCCCUGCUCUGGGUGCGUUUGUUUUGUAGAUCCGUGGGCACCUUGCGUCAGGUGACAGGAAGCAGAGGCAGCUGCAGCUCUUCUAGCUCACUGUCUGUUGAUGAUGAUGUAUAGUUGUGUAAAAAGUCGGUGUUGGUCUCCCUUGUCUUGUCUGGUAAUGCUGAGGGUACUCUGUGGGUCCGGCCCAGGAGACACCUGGUCUGGCUACUCACCUGGUCUGGCUACUCACCUGCUGUGGCUACUCACCUGGUCUGGCUACUCACCUGGUCUGGCUACUCACCUGGUCUGGCUACUCACCUGGUCUGGCUACUCACCUGCUGUGGCUACUCACCUGGUCUGGCUACUCACCUGGUCUGGCUACUCACCUGUGUGACCAGAGACUGCUUCUAGGGUAGGGGACAGAACAGUUGGGACUGGCCUCCCUCCCUCUCCCUCCCUGCUCUCUAGUGAGCGUGACCACUAUGACGGACAGGCAGGCCGGCCAGGGGACGGCGGAGGCGUGAGCACAGAGGGACUUUGUUGUGUUCUGUUCUAUUCUCACUUGGGUUGCUAUGACAAGCCUGUAUAUUGUUGAUAGUGAUGUUAUAUUGUCCCUUGCUUUGUGCAAGUUGUAUACCUUGAAAAAGAAACAAGGAGAAGAAGAAGUAAAAAAAAAAAAAAAGAAGAAAAAAAGCU